Molecule: messenger RNA, 1983 nt
Organism: Ceraceosorus guamensis
Lineage: Eukaryota; Fungi; Basidiomycota; Exobasidiomycetes; Ceraceosorales; Ceraceosoraceae
Product: ALDH-like protein
Exons: 3
Coding region: 147-1859 (570 amino acids)
Biological process (GO): aldehyde metabolic process
Cellular component (GO): cytoplasm
Molecular function (GO): aldehyde dehydrogenase (NAD+) activity
Source: RefSeq, a predicted model, not a curated record
ACUUUGCACGCACACUCAGCAGACUCGUGACUUGCCGUUCGUCCGCACUUUUGUCCCCCCACACUCAAGCGAGAAAGUAGCGCGCGCUCUGCAUGCUUGUCUUCCAGCAUAGGGUGACCCGCCAAAUCUCCACACUCCAAUCAAGAAUGGCUACUGCGACUGCCGACCGCAAUCGCAAAUCUGCUUCAAGCGAAUUUCUCCUCUGCCAACUCUGCCUUCUAACCUCCACCCACCACCUUACUUCGCUGUCAGACCCCGAAUCACAGCAUCACGAGCUUCGCCUUGAUAGUCCCGCUUUCACGCUACCUCCGCCACAUCCAAUCAUGACGUCCGCAGUCUCGACUCAAACACCCCAGCAGGUGGCACAGCUGGAGUACACUCCCAUCGACACUAUCGCCGGUAUCAAUGCAGAGCUUCGCAAGAACUUUCUUACUGGCAAGACGAGAAGUUUGGAGUACCGCAAAGCUCAGCUGAAGCAGCUCUACUUCUUGCUCAAUGACAAUGCAGAGGAGAUUGCCAAGGCUAUCAACAAGGAUCUCGGACGUGCCAGCUUCGAGACCAAUAUGGCCGAGAUUCUCGGCACCAGCAACGAGAUCGUCGAGGCUGUGCACAACGUUGGCAAGUGGUCGAAGACCGAGAAGCCUUGGUCCGGCGUCGCCUGGGCGUUCCACUCUCCUUCCAUCCGCAAGGAGCCAAAGGGCACCGUUCUGGUUCUCGGAGCCUGGAACUACCCCGUUUCGGUGCAAAUCGGUCCCGUGAUUGGCGCUCUCGCUGCUGGAUGCACGGUUGUCCUUAAGCCUUCCGAGGUGGCACCACACUCUGCCAAGCUCUUUGCUGAGCUCUGGCCCAAAUACCUUGACCCCGAGAGCUCGCGCAUCGUCAAUGGGGCAAUCCCAGAGACGACGGCCUUGCUCGAUAGCCGAUGGGAGCACAUCUUCUACACUGGUAACGGAACAGUUGGUCGCAUCGUCGCCGAGAAGGCUGCUAAGUGGCUCUGCCCCACCACUCUGGAGCUCGGUGGAAAAUCCCCUGUCUGGAUCGACGACUCUGCUGACCUCAAGAUCGCAGCUCACCGUGUUCUGUGGGGCAAGGCUGUUAACGCUGGACAAACCUGCAUUGCUCCUGACUACAUUCUCUGCACCAAAGCCACGCAAGACAAGCUGGCCGUCCAAUUCCAGAAGGCUGCUGAGGAGUUCUGGCCCAAGAGCAAGGGAGGCGUUAUCAAGAGUGAUGAUUACGGGCGUGUGAUCAACGUUGGUCACUGGAAGCGCCUGAACCAGAUGGUCGGCGGCACCAAGGGACGCAUUGUGCUUGGUGGCGAGGGCGACGAGGCCAGCAAGUUCUUCGCACCUACUAUUGUGGCUGACUGCAAGUCGGACGACCCUCUCAUGUCUGGAGAGAUCUUCGGCCCUGUGCUUCCCAUCCUCCCUGUGGCGAAUCUCGACGAGGCAAUCCGCUUCAUCAACUCCCGUGACCAGCCCUUGGCCCUGUACACCUUCGGAGGUGCCAAGUCGACUAAGAAGCUGUUCGAGGAGACGCGCUCGGGCGCAGCUGUCCAGGGUGACACCCUUCUGCACUUUGCGGUCGGAACACUGCCUUUCGGAGGCACUGGUCCUUCCGGCUACGGAAUGUACCACGGCAAGGGCAACUUCGACACCUUCACCCACACCAGAGCAAGCUUAGACGCUCCUUCGUCUGGCGUCCUCGGCAAGGUCGUCGAGGCCAUCAUGGCUAUGCGCUACCCUCCUUACACCUCCGCCAACCUCACCAAGUUCAAGCUGGCAACGCAACUCAGCGCUGGCUUUGGUCGCCCAAAGAACCCUCAUGCUAGUGUGUCCCAGAAGAGUCCAGUAGUCUAGGCUCUAAGCUCGGAUUGAUCGUUCUCGUACUCGCCAUCGUCUUUGGCGCCCGACAACGAGGACUCAUUGGAUCGCCUUGACCUCUAUCGCUGCUCCAUCCAACAUUGCUCCCAGACCAAGCUGC